AUGUCGUCUGAGAUUGAGGUUGUUGUUGAAGAAGAAGAGAUCGAGAAAACAAAUAAUGGGAAAAAUGAAGUAGUAUCAUCAACGGAGACUAAUAAUAAUAAUAACAAGAAUGAUAAUGAUGAGAGUUUAAGGAAUGAUGUGUAUACAGCAGCUGCAUAUGGUGAUAUGGAGAAGUUACAAAGAUUGGUUGAGUCUGAAGGUUGUUCAGUUUCUGAACCAGAUGGUUUAGGUUAUUAUGCUUUACAAUGGGCUUCGUUAAACAAUCGAACUGCUGCUGCUCAGUAUAUUAUCGAGCAUGGUGGAGAUGUGAAUGCAUCUGAUCAUACAGGGCAAUCGGCGUUACAUUGGAGUGCUGUAAGAGGUGCAGUUCAAGUUGCUGAGUUAUUACUUAAGGAAGGUGCUCGCGUUAAUGCCACGGAUUUAUAUGGUUAUCAGACGACUCAUGUUGCAGCACAAUACGGUCAGACAGCGUUUCUAUAUCAUAUUGUUACCAAAUGGAAUGCGGAUCCAGAUAUGCCUGAUAAUGAUGGAAGAAGUCCUCUGCACUGGGCAGCGUAUAAAGGUUUUGCUGAUUGUAUACGCCUUCUUUUAUUUCUGGAUGCAUACAGAGGACGGCAAGACAAAGAGGGUUGCACUCCUUUGCAUUGGGCUGCCAUUAGAGGGAACCUAGAGGCAUGCACGGUGCUUGUUCAGGCAGGAAAAAAGGAGGAUUUAAUGGUGACUGACAAAACUGGCUUUACACCAGCACAACUUGCCUCUGACAAGAACCAUCGACAAGUUGCUUUUUUUCUUGGAAAUGCAAGAAGAUUGUUCGAUAAACGAUGUGAUGGGAACACUCGCCUUGGUAAAAUAGCUAAAUUAGGGCUUGCACCUUUGUUGUGGUGUAUAAUUGCAGUGCUUCUUGUGACCUACGAACAUUCAGUUAUCCGGGCAUCAAAUCUGCCUCAGUUAUCAUUUACAUUUGGGCUUUUUGCAUGGUUGGGAGUUUUUCUAGCAACUGGUGGAUUGCUUUUGUUCUAUAGAUGUAGCAGGAAGGAUCCAGGUUUCAUCAGAAUGAAUGUACAUGAUCCGCAGGAUGUCAAAGAUGAUGAGCCUCUAUUGAAGAUUGAGGUUAACAAUCCUGCUUUGCUGGCUGGGAAUUGGUCUCAGCUUUGUGCGACAUGCAAGAUUGUCAGACCACUUCGUUCAAAACAUUGUUCUACAUGUGAUCGUUGUGUUGAACAGUUUGAUCAUCACUGUCCUUGGGUAUCGAAUUGUAUUGGCAAGAAAAACAAGUGGGAUUUCUUCUUGUUUCUCAUCCUAGAAGUUUCUGCAAUGAUGGUCACCGGCACAGUCGCUUGUAUAAGAAUUUGGAGCGACCCAAUGGCUCCAUCUACUUUUGGUGCAUGGAUGAAUCAUGCUGCUACUCGUCAUACUGGCGCUGUAUUAUUUCUGGUUGUAGAUUUUUUUCUCUUCUUCGGUGUUGCAGUUUUAACUGUGGUUCAAGCUUCACAGAUAUCUCGUAACAUCACAACAAAUGAAAUGGCGAACGCUAUGCGUUACAGCUACCUUAGAAGUUCUACUGGUCGCUUCAGAAAUCCAUAUGAUCACGGUAUCCGAAAGAAUUGCUCUGAUUUCAUAUUCAAGGGCUACAAUGAGGAUGUGGAGCUGAUUGAAGACCAAACUGAUUCCGAGGGAAUAGUAAUGACGCCAAUGACAAGAAAUUCGACUUCGCCAAAUGGUGAGGAUAACACGUCAAACAGUCACGUAUCUGUUGACAUCGAUUCUAAGAAUUCAAGACAUCAAGGACACGUGCAUUCUUCUCAGUGCAACCACAGUAACCAUAGUAGUUCCGAUCACAAAAAAAAUCAUGCGCAAGCAUCUGACAACACUCCAUUAGGAUUAGGUCUUGGUCUUGGAAGAAACCAAUCACGUUCUGUUGUAGCGCCAUAG
Messenger RNA from Papaver somniferum (opium poppy), 1932 nucleotides. RefSeq names its product protein S-acyltransferase 24-like. Lineage: Eukaryota; Viridiplantae; Streptophyta; Magnoliopsida; Ranunculales; Papaveraceae. Gene Ontology annotation, biological process: protein palmitoylation. Gene Ontology annotation, cellular component: Golgi membrane. The record is from RefSeq and is a predicted model, not a curated record. Bases 1 to 1932 code for a protein of 643 amino acids. Gene Ontology annotation, molecular function: protein binding; palmitoyltransferase activity. The transcript is spliced from 13 exons.